CUCCUGAGCUCACGCCUUCCAGACAAAUCCCCCUGAUGCCUCCAUUCUGUCCCGCCGUAUAUAAGGAGGGCGUGCGCCCCGGGUCCUCAGUGCGCUGCCCAGAGGCCCCUGCCCUGACUCCCCGCCGGCCCCGGGUCCCUGCAGAGUCCGCGCCCACCAUGGACGUCGCCAUCCAGCACCCCUGGUUCAAACGUGCCCUGGGCCCCUUCUACCCUAGCCGGCUCUUCGACCAGUUCUUCGGCGAGGGGCUCUUCGAGUACGACCUGCUGCCCUUCCUGUCCUCCACCAUCAGCCCCUACUACCGCCAGUCCCUCUUUCGCAGCGUGCUGGACUCCGGCAUCUCCGAGGUGCGAUCCGACCGGGACAAGUUUGUCAUCUUCCUGGACGUGAAGCACUUCUCUCCCGAGGACCUGACGGUGAAGGUGCAGGAGGACUUCGUGGAAAUCCACGGCAAGCACAACGAGCGGCAGGAUGACCACGGCUACAUCUCCCGCGAGUUCCACCGCCGCUACCGCCUGCCUUCCAACGUGGACCAGUCCGCACUCUCCUGCUCGCUGUCUGCGGACGGCAUGCUGACCUUCUCCGGCCCCAAGGUCACGUCUGGCAUGGAUGCCGGCCACAGCGAGCGGGCCAUCCCCGUGUCGCGGGAGGAGAAGCCCAGCUCCGCGCCCUCCUCCUAAGCUCGGCCUCGGCCUCGGCUGCCACCCGCUGCGGCCCCCGCCACCCAUCCCUCCGGGGGAACCCUAGAAAGUGGGGCGUCUGUCUCCCCUGCCUCCCCCUUUUCCAUUUCCUUUUCCUUUUCUCCGAGGGCAUGAGGGUUUGAGAGAGUAGCCUGGAGAGCUCGGGGCCUUGGCCUGAGGUGCUCAGACCUCAGAGUGACCCGGAUUCCAACACCAGCCAGUCGGUGGAAGUGACCGCCAUCCCAGCUUCUCAGACGGCAUCCCCAUCCUCCCGGGCUUGCGGGCCGUCCAGGCUGGCCGGGAGGUCAGAGAACACCCCUCGCUGAGCAAUCUCUGGGUGGCCUCUGGUCUCCAGGGCCAGCCAGGUGCGUCUCAGCCCUUGGUGGCAGGCGCCCUCACCGGGGCCGAGCCAGGUGCCGUGAGAUCCGUCUGGCGGGGCUCCCGUGCACCCAGGCUCUCUGCAGGCUGCACCUCUCAGACCCCCUCCCCUCCAACCCUUCUCUAUGUAGUGCCGCUCUUGGGGCAUCUGGUCACCCAUGAGAAGGCAGCCCGUGGCAGUCAAUAAAGAG
Aethalodelphis obliquidens (Pacific white-sided dolphin) is the source of this 1249-nucleotide messenger RNA. It is a transcript of the gene CRYAA, whose product is annotated as crystallin alpha A. Gene Ontology annotation, biological process: negative regulation of apoptotic process; protein refolding; response to heat. Gene Ontology annotation, molecular function: structural constituent of eye lens. Bases 36 to 680 code for a protein of 214 amino acids. Gene Ontology annotation, cellular component: nucleus; cytoplasm. The transcript has 3 exons. NCBI's taxonomy places the organism in Eukaryota, Metazoa, Chordata, Mammalia, Artiodactyla, Delphinidae. The record is from RefSeq and is a predicted model, not a curated record.